Molecule: messenger RNA, 1198 nt
Organism: Meira miltonrushii
Lineage: Eukaryota; Fungi; Basidiomycota; Exobasidiomycetes; Exobasidiales; Brachybasidiaceae
Product: mitochondrial carrier
Exons: 2
Coding region: 1-936 (311 amino acids)
Biological process (GO): mitochondrial citrate transmembrane transport
Source: RefSeq, a predicted model, not a curated record
AUGGCUUCAAAAAAGAGACAAGAAAAGCCAUUCAAUUCACUAUUUGCAGGUGCUCUUGCAGGUGCAAUUGAGGGUUUUGUCACUUAUCCUACCGAGUUCGUUAAAACACAAGCACAAUUUGCUGCAUCGCAAGGUCAAAAGCCACCUGGUCCUAUUGCAAUCAUUCGAAAUACGUUGGCUCAAAAUGGGUUUCGUGGUUUAUAUGCUGGCUGUUCGGCCUUGGUUACAGGAAAUGCGUUGAAAGCUGGAGUACGUUUUUUAUCAUACGAUAGUAUCAAAUUGGCGGUUGCCGAUAGUAAAACUGGACAACUUUCAUUACCUCGUUCGAUAGCUGCUGGCUUCUUAGCUGGCUUAUGCGAAGGUGCUUUUGCGGUUACGCCAUCUGAGGCGAUCAAAACUCGUUUAAUUGAAGAUGGAAAACGACCUAAAGCUGAACGACAUUAUAAUGGUCUCAUCAGCGGAUCUGCUGCAAUCAUACGUAAAGAAGGUAUCUCCAGCAUUUAUCGUGGCCUUGGUCCAACGAUGAUGAGACAAGGAGCCAAUUCUGCAGUCCGAUUGACAACAUAUUCUGCUUUACGUACAAUCGCAACAAAGGAUGGCCGUAAACCUGGAGCGAUUGAAACUUUUGCAAUGGGUUCGAUAGCAGGAAUCGUGACAGUAUAUACAACUAUGCCUUUUGACGUUGUUAAAACUAGAAUGCAAUCUGAAAGGGCAAGUCAAUAUCGUGGCGUUGUGGAUUGUGCAGUUCAGAUUGCAAAAAAUGAAGGAAUACGAAAUUUUUGGAAAGGAACGACGCCUAGAUUGGUUCGAUUGAUCAUGAGCGGAGGAAUUGUGUUUAGCAUUUAUGAAGCAACAUUGGAUGCUCUAAAUGCUUUAGAGAAUAAAGUUGACAAGGAUAUUAAGCCAAAAGUCAAAGAGACUGUUUCGACAAAGUGAAGUAGUAGAGGCAUAUGUAUUAGUCAAAUGAUAGAUAGAAUGUGAUCAUAACUAUAAUCGCGAUCAAGAAUCGAUUGAAUGUCAAGUAUAGAAGCCGAAAAGCCAAAUGAAAGCUCUUUGUCCCGAUGCCCUUCCCCAGUAGAAGAACAAUGCUUUUAUUGCAUUUCGUACGAUAUGAAGGUAAGCGGGUAGGAUGCCACAAUGCAACAAUCUGCAUCCAUUCAUGGUAAUUAGCGUUAAACCUUAAUUGGUUGUUGGUAAG